Aspergillus homomorphus CBS 101889 is the source of this 1742-nucleotide messenger RNA. RefSeq names its product 3-deoxy-7-phosphoheptulonate synthase. Gene Ontology annotation, biological process: aromatic amino acid biosynthetic process. Gene Ontology annotation, molecular function: 3-deoxy-7-phosphoheptulonate synthase activity. The record is from RefSeq and is a predicted model, not a curated record. The transcript is spliced from 3 exons. The coding region runs from base 272 to 1381 and encodes 369 amino acids. Lineage: Eukaryota; Fungi; Ascomycota; Eurotiomycetes; Eurotiales; Aspergillaceae. Gene Ontology annotation, cellular component: cytoplasm.
UCCAUCCCAUCUUCCUCCGUCCAUUAUCUUCGAAAGAAUGAGAACAAAAUUCCUCCUCCCUCCUCCUCCUUCUCCUCUCACGUCACUCACUCACCCAAUUCUCACCUCUCGCUAGCUUGACCUCUCCAAUUGCUCUAUAAAACAAAUAGCUCGUUCCUUCCCGAGCUCUACUCUCACUGUUAUUCAUUCAUUGUUCGAUUACCCCUCCUUGGUGUAAAGCAAGCAAUCAACCCAUAUCCUCAGCACACCGCGCGUUUUUCAUUUUGCAAUAAUGCCUUUGAUCAGCACGACGGAAAUCAGCGAGGACACUCGUGUCCUAGGAUAUGAUCCCCUUCUCUCCCCCCAGUUUCUGCAGACCGAGAUCCCUGCUCCUGCCCGCGCACUAGAGGCUGUCCGCGCCGGCCGCAACCAGGCCAUUGAGAUUAUUGAGCAGCGAGAUGACCGUCUUCUCGUGGUUGUCGGCCCUUGCUCCAUCCACGACCCUGAGACGGCUCUGGAGUAUGCUCGUCGUCUCAAGGAGCUCUCUGAGAAGCUCUCUGGUGAUCUCUGUGUGAUCAUGCGUGCCUACCUUGAGAAGCCUCGCACCACUGUCGGCUGGAAGGGAUUGAUCAACGAUCCCGAUAUUGAUGAAACCUACAACAUCAACAAGGGUCUUCGUGUCUCCCGUCGUCUCUAUGCGGAUCUGACCAGCAUGGGCUUGCCUAUUGCCAGUGAGAUGUUAGAUACCAUCUCCCCCCAGUACCUUGCCGAUCUUAUUUCUCUCGGAGCUAUUGGUGCCCGUACUACCGAGUCCCAGCUGCACCGUGAGCUCGCCUCUGGCCUUAGUUUCCCUAUCGGCUACAAGAACGGUACUGACGGCAACCUGACCGUGGCUAUUGACGCUAUUGGUGCCGCCGCCCACCCCCACCGCUUUUUGGGUGUCACCAAGCAGGGUCUGGCUGCCAUCACCAAGACCUCCGGUAACGAGCACGGUUUUGUUAUUCUCCGUGGAGGUAACAAGGGCACCAACUACGACCGUGAAAGCAUCAAGGCUGCUCGCGAGGCCCUGCGUGGCAAGAAGCAGCGCGAAGUCGUCAUGGUUGACUGCUCUCACGGAAACUCCAACAAGAACCAUCGCAACCAGCCCUUGGUCGCAAAGGAAGUCGGUGAUCAGCUCCGUGAGGGUCAGGAUGCUAUUGUUGGUGUCAUGAUCGAGUCGAACAUCAACGAAGGCAACCAGAAGGUGCCCCCGGAGGGUCCCUCCGGCUUGCGUAAAGGUGUUAGUAUCACGGAUGCUUGCAUCGAUUGGGAAACGACUGUUACUGUCCUGGAAGACUUGGCCGAUGCCGUUCGUGCCAGACGUACUGCUAAGGCCAAGGGCACCACUGGUUCUUCUCAAUAAGCCAUGCGAAUGAGUCAACAAUUCAGGCGUGAUCGGUUCCCUUUCGUUUCAUUCAAAACGAUUCUAUUUAGAUACCAUAGCCAGGGCGCUCUUAUUUUCCCUGUUCCUAAUUCGGCGACGAUAAUGAUUUUGUUUAUCUAUCCAUAUUCUUUUCAUUUUCAUUCAUCCAUCUACUUGUCCACAUAUCAAGUGCUGUGAGCUCUUAGCCUCUGGCAUCUUGAUUUUAGGGUCUUGGUUCACGGCGGUAUCAAAAAAAAAAGUUUGGCACAAUCAUCUUGCUUCCUUGACGUUUGUUCGGGGGUUUUUCAAUGGAGCCGGUACUUCGCAGACAAAAUGAAAUCUGCAGACUGACUAAUGGAAU